Messenger RNA from Aspergillus glaucus CBS 516.65, 1050 nucleotides. RefSeq names its product homocysteine S-methyltransferase family protein. NCBI's taxonomy places the organism in Eukaryota, Fungi, Ascomycota, Eurotiomycetes, Eurotiales, Aspergillaceae. Gene Ontology annotation, molecular function: S-adenosylmethionine-homocysteine S-methyltransferase activity. The record is from RefSeq and is a predicted model, not a curated record. Gene Ontology annotation, biological process: S-methylmethionine cycle. The coding region runs from base 1 to 1050 and encodes 349 amino acids. The transcript is spliced from 2 exons.
AUGGCGAAAGUCCAAAUUUUGGACGGAGGCCUCGGCACCUCACUACAAGACCAAUACAACAUCAACUUCGAUUCCACAACAACACCUCUCUGGUCAUCACACCUGCUGGUAAGCGACCCAGCCACCCUACAAGCCUGCCAACGAGACUUUGCCAUCGCAGGAGCCGACAUCCUCCUGACAGCCACCUACCAAGUCUCAGCAGAAGGGUUUGCGCGGACAAAGACGUCCGCUUUUCCCGAUGGCAUUCCGCGCAGUGCCGCGGGGCCCUUAUUCCUGCAGACUGCAGUGGAUGUUGCUGAAAAGGCAAAAGUCCGCGACGACUCUAGCAUCGCGCUUAGUCUUGGUCCCUACGGAGCGUGCAUGAUUCCUGGACAGGAGUAUAGUGGUGCUUAUGACGUGGAGCACGACUCUGAAGACGCGUUGUAUCGGUGGCAUCUGGAUCGACUGCGGAUGUUCGUUGAGGCGGAUGCGGAUGGGGAUCUUAUUUCUCGGGUGCAGUUUGUUGUUUUUGAGACGUUGCCUCGGCUUGAUGAGGUUCGGGCUGUGAGGAGAGCUUUUUUUGAUUCGGGGAUCAAGGUGCCGUUCUGGAUUGCUUGUGUUUUCCCCCAGACGGACGAUGUCUUGCCUGAUGGGAGUUCUGUUGAGCAGGUUGUGCAGGCUGCUGUUGGCCCCAUGGAGGGUGGUGGUGAUCCGUGGGGGAUUGGGAUAAAUUGUACCAAGAUUCAUAAGCUGUCCGGGCUUGUUGAUAAGUUUGGUCAAUGUGUUGCGGAGGCUAUUGCUGCUGGGCACAUAUCGAAUGUUCCGAGUCUGGUUUUGUAUCCCGAUGGAUCGAAUGGGGAGGUUUACAAUACCACGACGCAGGUCUGGGAGAAGCCUGACGAUUCUGGUGAUAUGAAUAGCAGGGACACGCGACCCUGGGAGCAGCAGCUCGCACAAGUGGUCAAUGAGGCCUUUUCCAAGGGCCAAUUCAACUCGUUCCUCGUUGGCGGAUGCUGCAAAGCUUCCCAUUACGAUAUCGGAAAGCUCCGAGGGCAGUUCCAGACCAAUUGA